Octopus sinensis (East Asian common octopus) is the source of this 1939-nucleotide messenger RNA. RefSeq names its product large neutral amino acids transporter small subunit 2. Gene Ontology annotation, cellular component: membrane. Gene Ontology annotation, biological process: amino acid transmembrane transport. The record is from RefSeq and is a predicted model, not a curated record. Bases 311 to 1819 code for a protein of 502 amino acids. Lineage: Eukaryota; Metazoa; Mollusca; Cephalopoda; Octopoda; Octopodidae. The transcript has 12 exons. Gene Ontology annotation, molecular function: L-amino acid transmembrane transporter activity.
UUAAAUAUAUUUCGAUCCUUCAGCAAGGGAGAUCAUCGAUAUCACAGUACACUUCGAUCCACAAAAAGAAAAUAGAAGUACAUCAAUAAAUAACUUAACCAGAUCGACUUGAAAGACUCUAUUAUAUGUACUUUUGAACAAUCUGAAUCAAUCAAUAGAGUUACCCUACUGAAAUCGAUUAGCAGUAAGCAGUCUAAAUUAAUCGAAGGUAUGGAAAUAUUUCCUUUAUAGCAAAAUCUGAAAAAAAAAAGUUGAUCGAAGUUUUCAGUUGCGACACGUAUACGGAUUUUACUACGAUCGGAGGUUAAGAAUGAGAAACGGAAAGCCAGUCACCGCUAUCAAUGGUUACAGCGGUGGCGGAGCUGUUGCUGGUGUUGGUAAAGCAGACGGAAGCGAAGGAGACAACGAUUCUUCGGAACCGAUCAAACUAAAGAAAGAACUCGGACUUCUUCAUGGCUGUACCUUCAUUAUUGGAAUUGUUGUUGGCUCCGGCAUCUUCGUUUCACCGAAAGGUGUAUUACUCGAAGCCGGUUCGCCUGGUUUAUCUGUUAUAGUAUGGGCAAUAUGCGGUAUGAUGGCAUUGGUUGGAGCCAUGUGCUAUGCAGAACUAGGCACGUGUAUUCCCGACUCCGGGGCCGAUUACGCUUACAUUAAAGAAAUCUACGGAGGACUGCCCGCUUUCCUUUAUCUUUGGGUUGCAAACGUUAUCAUCAUACCGACCGGUAAUGCUAUAACAGCAUUUACUUUUGCCAGUUAUAUACUGAAUCCACUAUUUCCCGAUUGCGGUCCUCCGAAAGUUGCUGUGACUGUAUUGGGCGCAACGUGUGUAGCAUUCAUAGUCUUCAUCAACUGUGCAAACGUAAGGUGGGCUGCCAGGGUGCAAGGAAUUUUCACAGCAACCAAAAUAUUUGCUUUACUUAUUGUUGUUGUUGUUGGAUUUUAUACAUUAAUAUCAGGGAAAAGUGAGACAUGGAAACAUCCAUUUGAAAAUACAAACAAAGAUAUUGGACACAUAGCACUCUCAUUUUAUGCUGGCUUGUAUUCCUACUCAGGGUGGAACUUCCUUAAUUUUGUAACAGAAGAACUGAAAGACCCAUAUAAAAACCUGCCACGUGCCAUUUGGAUAUCCCUCCCCAUUAUAACAUCUGUGUAUGUAUUUGCAAACAUCGCAUACUUUGCUGUAUUGUCUCCCUUGGAGAUGAAAGAGUCGGAAGCAGUUGCUGUGACAUUUGCAGACAAAACACUGGGAGUUAUGGCCUGGAUUAUGCCACUGUUUGUUUCCUGUUCAACAUUUGGUGGUUUAAAUGGUGCUAUCUUUGCUGGCUCCAGGCUUUGUUUUGUUGGAGCCCGUGCUAAACAUUUUCCAGAAUUUCUAGCAAUGAUUAAUAUCAAAUAUUUCACACCAAUGCCUGCACUAAUGUUUGGUGGUUUGAUGGCGAUUACAUAUCUCUGCAUAGGUAAUAUCUACAAACUAAUCAAUUACAUGGCAUUUGUAGAAGCAAUCUUCUUUGGAAUAACGAUUUCUGGUCUUCUAUAUCUACGAAAAACUAGGCCAAAUAUGAAAAGACCUAUUAAAGUCCAUAUAUGUUUUCCAAUUUUCUAUCUUUGCAUUUUGAUAUUUCUUACUGUGAUGUCUCUGACUUCAAACCCACGUGAAUGUUUUGUGGGUAUCAUUGUGGUCUGUACUGGAAUUCCUAUAUAUUGUUUUGGAGUGAUGUGGAAACGAAAACCAAAAAUAAUCAGAAACGCUUUGAGUAAGAUUACAAUAUUAAUACAGAAGUGUACAUUGGCUAUGCCACAACAAGACCCUUUUGAAUAGACAGACAUUCUUUCAUAGGAAAGACGAAUCUCACCAUGUAAAUUCUAAGCAAUUUGUGCUUUUUUGACAGAAGAAAUUUGGAAAAAAAAAAUUAAAACCAGAAAAGAAAAACAUGUAUUA